This is a messenger RNA of Temnothorax curvispinosus, 593 nucleotides long. RefSeq names its product mitochondrial inner membrane protease ATP23 homolog. The transcript is spliced from 4 exons. NCBI's taxonomy places the organism in Eukaryota, Metazoa, Arthropoda, Insecta, Hymenoptera, Formicidae. Gene Ontology annotation, cellular component: extrinsic component of mitochondrial inner membrane. The record is from RefSeq and is a predicted model, not a curated record. Gene Ontology annotation, molecular function: metalloendopeptidase activity. The annotation marks the transcript as partial. Gene Ontology annotation, biological process: mitochondrial proton-transporting ATP synthase complex assembly; mitochondrial protein processing.
UAAUCAUUGUAAUCCACCCGAGUCUACCAUAACCUCAAAUUGUAAAAUUAUACUUGCACCGUCAAUGCGCGAUUAUUUGACUGAUAGUACGAUAAGUUCUGGUGUAAUUAAUAUUUAUUUAUCUAGAUUUAUUUUUGUCGCAUCGAUUUUUCUAUUCGCGCGACGAUGACAGUCGAGAAUGAGAAAGCGGACGAAGGAAAAAGGAAUGAGAACGGUGCUGGCGGAGGAGCGGCCGCGGACAACGGCGAUUUAUGGGGAUCUGAUAUGUAUCCGGAGAGGAGAGGAGCGAAAUUGAAGCGUAACUGGUGGAAGUGGUUAAUUGGCGCUCAGGGACGAGAAUCAAUAGACAAAAACAAGUGCGAAGACAAUGUUUAUAGAUGUAUAAAAAAGAGUCCUAUAAUAAAACUUAUGAUGGGAGCACUGAAGAGUUCUGGAUGUGAAAUAGAUAUUCGGCGACAUAUUUCUUGUGAGGUGUGUAAUCCGAUAGUAACUGGUGGAUACGAUUCAGAAUUUAAUCAGAUAGUUGUCUGUCAAAAUUCGGCGAGUAGUGAAAGCAUGGUUCGGGGAGUUCUUUUACAUGAAAUGAUUCAUAU